AGAACGACAAUAUAACAUGGCUGAGGGUGGAGAUUGGAGUUCAAUAAAAGAUGGCUCGGAUGCUGACUCCGAGUACACGUGUUCACCUUGUGGGGAGGAUAAUGUCAGAGAAGAGGCCGUCAAGUUUUGUCCCGUAUGUGUGGAACAUCUGUGUACAUCAUGUACACGACAUCAUGGUCGACAAAAAGCUACACGGUCACAUACGUUACUAAACUGUGAUGCGUCAACAAAAGGUACAGCGGUAACCAUGAUUACAAAAUGUCGUUAUCAUCCAGAUCGUGACAUUGAAAUGUACUGUGGAGCACAUGACAUUGUCUAUUGUAUGAAAUGUAUUCUUGAUAAUCACAGAUCCUGCAAUGGAGUAUCUAAUUUAGAAGACGUGUCUUCACAUCAGGUAAAAGAGAUUGAGCGACUCAAAACGGACAUGAAAACUAUUCAACAGCGUUUAGAUGACACUGAUCAGAAGCUGCAGACGAACAUCAAUAGGGUUGAGAAGCAAAGAAACGAAAUUAUUUCUCAGAUAGAGGGAAUUGAGCGGGAAUUCAUUGAACAUAUCCGUAAGCUGAAGCAUAAAGCAUUGGAAGCUCUUAAUUCAGACUUUACUUUGGCCAAAGAAGAGAUUGAGGUAAAUGUUUCUCAGAUUAGCAAAGUUAAACAAGAAAUUGAGCAAGCAAGUAGCCAGUUACAGACAGUCGACAGUAUGAGUAUAAGGCAACAAUUUGUACAGACAAAACUGGUACAACAGACUGUAAACAAUGCUUUGAAAGUUUUUAAACAAAGCGAGGUAAAAGGUUGUCAGUAUUUACACUUUACGGAAAAUACGGAAUUAAAAUCUUUAAUCAUUGCGUCAACAUCUUUAGGGUCUGUUCAGAAGACAACAGAAAACAACAGUUUGAUGGCAUUAAAGUUGCAUAAAGUAAGUUCACAGAAAGAGAUUAAUAUCAAAAUGACAAAUGACCAUAGUCAAUCUCACAUUGUUGAUAUAUGUCAGCUUGUUGACGGUACAAUAAUACUGGCUGACUAUUAUAACACGAGGAUAAAGAGGCUUGAUGUGAAUUAUAACAUUAAAGAUUGUUUGGAUCUAGAAUCAAAUCCUAGAGGUAUGUGUUGUACUGGUAAUACUGAGGUCGCUGUGAAACUGAACAACAACACAGUUUGGUUUAUAUCAGUAGGAAGUUCAUUAUCUAAGAUGAAAGAUAUAUCUGUUAUAGGUGGACGUUACUUUGGAAUGACAUAUUGCGCUGGAGAGUUGUGGGUAUAUGCUGGUAAUAAUGUUAAUGUAUACAAUAUGACUGGUACAUUAUUAAAGUCCAUCAGUAUUGAUGUCAAUGGUCAACGCAUAUUUAAAUCAUAUCCACAACAAAUGGCUGUCAGUGGAGAUACUGUUAUUAUAGCAGAUAAUAGUGAUGGUGCUAUCUGUCUGAACAGAGAUGGUAAGGUGAAGAGAGAACUGAGAGAUAAAAGGCUUUCCUACACACGUGGUGUAUGUGUAGCCAAUGACGGGACCGUGUUUAUUUCUGGGAAUAGCUCAAACAUCAUGAUGUUUGAUAGAGAUGGUAAAUGUUUGGGAGAAUUGGUGGGUAAAGAUGCUGGUCUGAUUAAUCCAACAUCAUUGUUGUAUGAUGACAAGAAAAACUGUUUAAUUGCUGCAUGCUUUCAAAACAAUAUCAUAGUUUUUAAUACAUACUGAUAAUAUGCAUGUAUUUGAGAUAUAAAAAAGAUAAGGUAUCUAUAGUUUUCAUUGUGCUGUGGUACGAUGAUUAUAUUUUUAUAUUUAUAUGUUGUGAAUUACAUUUAAUGAAAAGCGUGUAUGGCAAUUUUUGAUGCAAUGAAAUAAAAAUACUUUUUCUUCGAGGGUAUUACUGUGUCAAUGCUUGAUUUGGACAUGGGACGGUACGUAAGAUAUGGUGGCUGAUUUGUGUCAUUCGUGUUUUCGCCUCGCGACCUCUCCCAGCGAAAAGUCGAGAGAAUUAACAAGUUAAAACGGCGGGGUCGCGGAACGAAAACACGCUAAUAAGCGAUGGCGCGGGGUGAAGUUUAAUAAAUAUAAAACUUAUGUUUAUAACAAAUGAUAACAAGCAAAUUUUAUGGAAAAUAUGUCAUUGAUAUAUUUUUAUUCUAUUUCAAACAUUGAAAUUUAGAUGGCGCACGUCAAAAUUUGGACGAUUUUCGAUGACAAAACAUGUUCUUGUUUUCAUUGUACAAUCAAUAAAAUACAAGCGCCUAACAUGAUUUUCCACAGAUCAAUAAAGGAUGAAUUUGUUGGCAUUCAGAAAAAAAGUUUGGUAUCAUACAUCAAAGAUUUUUAUCAGCACGCAGUAGCAAAGAGAAAAGUUAACAACAGGAUGUAAUUUGACGUUCACUAUGAAACGAAAUCUAACACAGUUAAGCGUGUCUCUGUAAAUCUCAUUGAAUGAAACAAUCAAAAUGAUAAACAAUGAACGGAGAAUGACAAUGUAAAUAUAUAUGCACGGUUUGUUAAAUGCCAUGGACGUUGAUCAAAAGUGGAAUGAAGUUAUUUAGGCAAUUUCCGAGCGAGAGGACUAACACUUAUUCAUAGCGGAAUUGUGACCUCAAUUAAUUAGAGACAGACUGGCGAAGAUUUAUCAAAUAAAACGGCGGGGAGCAGAGCAAAAACACGCUGAUUAGCGCUUCCGCUAAUUAGCGUGUUCUCGCUCCGCGCCCCUUCGAGGUAGCGGGACGAAAACACGCUAAUAAUCGGGACCGCGCGGUGAAGUUUUAUUUAUUAAACUUUGCCCCGCGACCCAACUAAUCCCACGACCCAACCGUUUUAUUUCUUAAAUCUCGCUCGGCGCGUUCGCGGGACGAAGUUUUUUUUAUCAAACUUCGCCCCGCGCCCUCACUAAUUCGCUUGUUAUUGCUCCGCGCCCCCGUCAUUUUAACUUGUUAAUUAUCUAAUUUUCGCUUGGCGGGGUCGCGGGGCGAAAACACGCUUAUUAGCGGGGGCACGCGGCUAUGUUUUAUCAAUUAACCUUCGCUCCGCGCCCGCGCUAAUUAGCGUGUUUUCGACCCACGACCCCGCCGUUUUAUUUCUUAAAUCUCGCUCGGCGCCCCCGCUGGACGUAGUUUUAUUUAUUCAACUUCGCCAUGCGCCCUCGAUAAUUAGCGUGUUUUCGCUGCGCACCCCCGCCAUUUUAACUUCUUAAUUUUCGACUUUUCGCUUGGCCGGGUCGCGAGGCGAAAACACGAAUGGCACAAAUCAGCCACCAUAGAAGGAGCUUAUACUAACGUUGUAAUAUCUUAAAAAGUUUAUGGACGCUAGACACUGCGUCACUCUUCACUAAUGAACAUGGUAUUAUUUUAAUAAUGUAAUGUUACAAGUUGUUAACUACAAGUAUCGGAUUUUCUCCAUUUCCUGGAUUAACAUAUAUUUGCUGACUUUUUCUGCAAGGUCGACUAAAAACAGCACAGACACUUUAUGAAUUUAAUGACAAGUACGCAAGGUCAUAUGCCACAGCAAGUCAUAUGACUUUUGUAGAUGGAGGUGAGCAAGGUAAUUAAGAUAUAUUCUUAAAGGUACAUAUAUAUAUAUGUGUAAACAGAUACACCCAACUGCAACAUGUUGAGAAACACGCAAUACGAACAUAUUAUAGAAUCCAAAUGAUAGAAUAUUUACAGUAUUUCAUUUUAUAAAUACCUGACAUACAUACCAUAUCUAAAUUAUCGUUAACACAUAUCAAC
Ruditapes philippinarum (Manila clam) is the source of this 3702-nucleotide messenger RNA. RefSeq lists its product as uncharacterized. The transcript has 2 exons. NCBI's taxonomy places the organism in Eukaryota, Metazoa, Mollusca, Bivalvia, Venerida, Veneridae. Gene Ontology annotation, cellular component: chromatin; nucleoplasm. The coding region runs from base 17 to 1690 and encodes 557 amino acids. Gene Ontology annotation, molecular function: zinc ion binding; ubiquitin-protein transferase activity. The record is from RefSeq and is a predicted model, not a curated record. Gene Ontology annotation, biological process: positive regulation of DNA-templated transcription.